Leptopilina heterotoma is the source of this 1914-nucleotide messenger RNA. It is a transcript of the gene Argk1, whose product is annotated as arginine kinase. Gene Ontology annotation, molecular function: creatine kinase activity. The transcript is spliced from 4 exons. Gene Ontology annotation, biological process: phosphocreatine biosynthetic process. The coding region runs from base 613 to 1734 and encodes 373 amino acids. NCBI's taxonomy places the organism in Eukaryota, Metazoa, Arthropoda, Insecta, Hymenoptera, Figitidae. The record is from RefSeq and is a predicted model, not a curated record.
CUCACAUCAUCACGCAAUAUUAUUAUAAUUAUUAAAUCACAUCCAUAUAUAUUUCAUAAUUUUACAACACCCGUUGUUUCACCAACCAACCAACUAUAUAUACAUCACAUGUUACACUUAUAGUCUAUAUCUUACAAUUAACUUUAAAUAUUAAGAUACCCAAUGCUCGGAGAAUUGAAUUAGACUCUAUAUGCUCCAGUUACUGAUAAUCCACGUACUUUGAAAAAUUAUACCUUCAAUUCGUGUAUAACCUCGUGGAGAAAGCAACACCCCUAAAAAUACAUUUUUUUUAAGCAAAAAUUAUCAAAAUUAGUAUUUAUCCAACAAACGUUAUUUUAUACAUGCGAAAAGAAAUUUUCAAUCUUGUAACUGGAUUGAUAAGUGUACUUCUUCUUUGAGAAUUUUGAAAAGAAGUUGUGUUUUUCCAGUCGGAGACAAUCUUUUAGUAGAGAAGAAAAGUGCAAAUGAACACCUAGUGGAAUUUAUUGCACUCUUUCAGUGAUAACAACCGUUUUUCAGGUUGUGCCAUAGUGUUCGCAUAGACAGUUUUUUGUACGUUUUGUAAAUUUUUGAAUCUAAAAAAAAGAAGGGAAAAGAAGCGGGUCUUCGGCAAUGGGCGGAUGUACUUCCAAGGAUACAGCUUCGGCUGAUGAUAAAAAAAGCAACAUGGUGGAUCAAGCAGUGCUCGAUAAAUUGGAAGCUGGUUUUUCCAAGCUUGCUGCUUCGGACAGUAAAUCAUUGCUUAAAAAAUAUCUGACGAAGGAGGUGUUCGAUCAAUUGAAAACGAAGAAAACUUCAUUUGGUUCUUCUCUAUUGGACGUGAUUCAAUCUGGCGUUGAAAAUCCCGACUCAGGAGUUGGCAUCUACGCACCUGACGCUGAAUCCUACACUCUUUUCGCCGAUCUCUUUGACCCAAUCAUCGAAGAUUAUCAUGGUGGAUUCAAGAAGACCGACAAGCAUCCACCCAAAGAUUUUGGAGAUGUUGAUACUCUUGGAAAUCUCGACCCAACUGGCGAGUUUAUCGUGUCUACACGUGUGAGAUGCGGUCGCUCAUUGGAAGGCUACCCCUUCAAUCCAUGCUUGACUGAGGCUCAAUACAAAGAGAUGGAGGAGAAGGUCUCCAGCACUCUUUCCGGACUUGAGAAUGAAUUGAAGGGAACAUUCUAUCCCUUGACAGGAAUGAGCAAAGAUGUUCAACAAAAAUUAAUCGACGAUCAUUUCCUGUUCAAAGAAGGCGAUCGUUUCCUUCAAGCCGCCAAUGCUUGCAGAUAUUGGCCAUCUGGACGUGGUAUUUACCACAACGAUGCUAAAACUUUCCUCGUUUGGUGCAACGAAGAAGAUCAUCUUAGAAUUAUCUCCAUGCAAAUGGGAGGUGAUCUUGGACAGGUGUACCGCCGCUUGGUGACUGCCGUGAACGAUAUUGAGAAACGAUUGCCAUUCUCUCACAACGAUCGCCUAGGCUUCUUAACUUUCUGCCCAACCAACUUGGGAACGACAGUUCGCGCGUCGGUGCACAUCAAGGUACCGAAAUUGGCGGCCAACAAGGCAAAGUUGGAGGAGGUCGCAUCCAAGUUCAAUCUUCAAGUUCGCGGAACACGCGGCGAACACACUGAGGCUGAAGGUGGCAUUUACGACAUCUCCAACAAGCGGCGACUUGGUCUCACUGAAUAUCAAGCCGUCAAGGAGAUGCACGACGGCAUCGCUGAGCUUAUCAAAAUAGAAAAAGAAUUAUAAAAUCAGAACCUAUCUAUUUUACGUUACUAUUAAUACUCUUCGUUACUUUAGUAUUAAUGCAACUCCCAAAGCAAACACACUUACUGUUAUAAUUACUGAAUUUAUUUUUAACAUAUUAUUUUUCAGCUGGAUCAAAAAAAGAAAGGAAAUUGAUAGUUAAUAAAAUCGAAUAGUAAAAUA